AUGAAAAAACCGGGCGGACCCAUUAUUACCAAGCACGGUGUUAAUGACAAAGUUGCGAGCGGGGCUACCAUCAAUUCGACGUUCACUCUCUUAUAUGGACGGGUCACAGUUGCGCUUUCCGGUCCCCCAGUUCACGGAGCAGUUACUGCAGCAGUACUCAUAGCUGAUCAACAUGACGAGAUUGACAUCGAGCUUGUCGGAGGCGAUCCCACCCAUUGGCAGACCAACGUCUACGGCCCCAGCUCACCUGACAGCAAACCUCUGUGGGGCGUCUUUGGCGGUAUACAGGACUAUUUGAAUAACGGAUCACUUGAAGAUAUUCAUGAUUAUACUAUUGACUGGAACGACGAGCGCAUUAUUUGGAGUGUUGAUGGUGUUGAUGUUCGCACCGUUCAGAAAGGUCAAACGUUGAAGGAUGGUGCACUCCAUUUCCCCUCCCACCCUACUCGCAUACAAAUUGGCAUCUGGGAUGCAAGCUCUCCCGCAGGCACGGCGCAAUGGGCAAAAGGACCAAUUGAUUGGGCGUCUGCUCCAUCGACAAUGUCAGCCACGUUCAAGAGUGUCAAGGUGGAAUGCCCGUACUGA
Molecule: messenger RNA, 585 nt
Organism: Fibroporia radiculosa
Lineage: Eukaryota; Fungi; Basidiomycota; Agaricomycetes; Polyporales; Fibroporiaceae
Exons: 4
Coding region: 1-585 (194 amino acids)
Biological process (GO): carbohydrate metabolic process
Molecular function (GO): hydrolase activity, hydrolyzing O-glycosyl compounds
Source: RefSeq, a predicted model, not a curated record